ACCUUAAACUACCAGCUGAAGACAGACUGAGUGAACACAACAUCAUAACGGCUCAAAAAGACGCUUAAUUUGGAAGCAAUGGCAGAUGAUAGCUUUAAACAGGAGUUUCUGGAGGCCCAUAACCAGUACAGGAAGCAGCAUCAAGCCCCAGAGCUGACGUACAGUGACGAGCUGAGCAGCGCUGCUCAGAAGUGGGCAGAUCACAUGCUGAGCAAAAAAUCACUGAGCCACAGCGACACGGAAGACGGAGAGAAUGUGUUUUAUUCCUUCAGCUCUGUCAAAAAGACGCCCAAAGGGGAGGAGGCUGUAGACAGCUGGUACAGUGAGAUCAAGGAUUACGACUUUAGCUCAUCAGGAUAUCAGCCCCAAACUGGGCAUUUCACCCAGGUUGUGUGGAAAUCAUCUACAGAGCUCGGAGUAGGUCUGGCUACUGAUGGAAACACAGUUUUUGUCGUUGGUCAAUACAGACCUGCUGGAAAUAUAACCAAUGCUGGUUUAUAUGACCAAAAUGUUCUACCUAAAACUGAAUAAUGAUGGUAUUAUUUCCUUAUUGGAUUUGUCUAUUGCUAAAUGUAAACAUGAUUUUGCAGAUGCUUUUAAUUCAGAGUGACUUACAGUACAUCACCAUAACCAGUUUAAAUGUGAAGGACAGUCCUAUAAUACAUUGUGAUCAAAUCCUGUGUGUGUCUGUGUGUUAAUAAAAUAAAUGGACCAUUGCAUCAUAA
Onychostoma macrolepis is the source of this 725-nucleotide messenger RNA. Its product is annotated as Golgi-associated plant pathogenesis-related protein 1. Bases 79 to 531 code for a protein of 150 amino acids. Gene Ontology annotation, cellular component: extracellular region. NCBI's taxonomy places the organism in Eukaryota, Metazoa, Chordata, Actinopteri, Cypriniformes, Cyprinidae. The transcript has 5 exons. The record is from RefSeq and is a predicted model, not a curated record.